Molecule: messenger RNA, 495 nt
Organism: Nycticebus coucang (slow loris)
Lineage: Eukaryota; Metazoa; Chordata; Mammalia; Primates; Lorisidae
Product: 60S ribosomal protein L31
Exons: 1
Coding region: 80-457 (125 amino acids)
Biological process (GO): cytoplasmic translation
Cellular component (GO): ribosome; cytosolic large ribosomal subunit
Molecular function (GO): structural constituent of ribosome
Source: RefSeq, a predicted model, not a curated record
CGGAAGUUGUACUUGCACCCACCCCUUUCCUCCUCCCACAAUUCCGCGCGCUCUUUCUUUCCAACUUGGGACCUGUAGGAUGGCUCCCGCAAAGAAGGGUGGCGAGAAGAAGAAGGGCCGGUCCGCCAUCAACGAGGUGGUGACUCGAGAAUACACUAUCAAUAUUCACAAGCGCAUCCAUGGAGUGGGCUUCAAGAAGCGUGCCCCUCGGGCACUCAAAGAGAUCCGGAAAUUUGCCAUGAAAGAGAUGGGAACUCCAGAUGUGCGCAUUGAUACCAGGCUUAACAAAGCUGUCUGGGCCAAAGGCAUAAGGAAUGUCCCAUACCGUAUCCGUGUGCGGUUAUCCAGAAAACGCAAUGAAGAUGAAGAUUCACCAAACAAGCUCUAUACUUUGGUUACCUAUGUACCUGUUACUACUUUCAAAAAUCUACAGACAGUCAACGUGGAUGAGAACUAACUGGUGAUUGUCAGACAUACCAAAUAAAAUUAUAAAAU